This is a messenger RNA of Schistosoma mattheei, 492 nucleotides long. The record is from the annotation of a GenBank genome assembly. NCBI's taxonomy places the organism in Eukaryota, Metazoa, Platyhelminthes, Trematoda, Strigeidida, Schistosomatidae.
CCAGCAUGUUUUGGUCAGUUUUCUUCUAUAAGAUAAUAUUCUUUAUUCCACAAAUGGAUAUAAAACGUUCCGUAUAGAAAACACAAUCUCAUGCAAAAAGGGGGUGCAUCACCCUAUUUGUUGGGUAUAAGCCAUUUUCCAGCGUUAAAAUGUCUCGUUUCACGAAAAGGCUUGAAGUGUAUGCUUUUAUCUGCUGCUGUUGGUGGUGCAGUCAUUAGUGUUUUGUACUAUUGGUUCAAGUCCAGUAGCUCUUCGAAAGCUUCUACUCUUCAUUCAGAGGUCGUUGGUGAUUUGGAUGAUCUCGAUGUACUUGAUACAAAUGUUGCCGAUUACUACUCUCAAACAAAGCUAUCGAGUAUUCGAAGCGCGAGAUCGGUUUUCUCUAGAACUUCAAAUCUCAGUGAAAACCGCCUGACACUGUCAAGGUCUAGAAAAUCUUCACUUCCAUGUACGGCAAACGAUUCAGAUGUAGAUGGCUCGUGUUCGGGUUAG